This is a messenger RNA of Pestalotiopsis fici W106-1, 1620 nucleotides long. RefSeq lists its product as uncharacterized. Gene Ontology annotation, molecular function: transmembrane transporter activity. Lineage: Eukaryota; Fungi; Ascomycota; Sordariomycetes; Amphisphaeriales; Sporocadaceae. The coding region runs from base 1 to 1620 and encodes 539 amino acids. Gene Ontology annotation, biological process: transmembrane transport. The record is from RefSeq and is a predicted model, not a curated record. Gene Ontology annotation, cellular component: membrane. The transcript has 4 exons.
AUGAGCACGGAGGAAGUGAAAAAGAAGCCAGUGGGGGAUAAGCAGCCAGAGCUAGGUGGCUUGGAGGGUGAGACUGUCUUAGCAGUCGAGAGUGGUGUGCAAAUCAACGCCGCAGGCUACCGCGACCAGCUGAAGCGACAAUACAACCUAGUAGGACUUGCUGGAAUCGCACUGACGGUUGACAAUGCGUGGGCGGCUUUGGGAUCCUCAAUCUCGGUUUCGAUAGCUAACGGCGGUCCUACUGGUCUUAUCUUCGGGCUUAUCGUUGCCGUCUUCUACUAUACGUUCAUCGGGCUCAGUCUUGCCGAGCUCGCCUCCUCGGUGCCAACGGCUGGAGGUGUAUACCACUGGGCGACAAUCGCAGCCGGUCCCAAAUGGGGCCGCGCUGUAGGAUUCUUCACCGGCUGGAUCAACUUCUAUGGCUGGUUGUUCGAUUUGGCGGCUUUGAUCCAGAUUGCAUCAAACAUCUUGGUGCAGAUGUACGCAAUCUACCAUGGUGGCUAUGUUGCAGAAACAUGGCAUGUCUACAUUGGUUAUAUUUUGGUGCUGUGGCUAUCGACAGCUGUAGUGAUCUUCGCCAAUAGGUUGGUGCCGUACACGCAACAUGCAGGCAUGUUUUUUGUCAUCGUAGGAGGCAUCAUCACCAUUAUCGUCGUGGCUGCAAUGCCAAAGCAGCAUGCUUCGAACACCUUUGUCUGGAACUCGUUCGACGAGAACAAUUUCACUGGCUGGCCAGGUGCCGUAGCUUUUUUGACAGGAGUGCUGAAUGGCGCUUUCACCGUGGGAACUCCAGAUGCCAUCACCCACAUGGCCGAGGAGCUCCCCCAACCCAAGAAGGAUCUGCCCAAGGCAAUUGGUCUCCAGAUCGGCCUGGGAGGGUUGUAUGCGUUUGUCUUUGCCAUCACUCUCGGGUACGCGAUUACAGAUAUCGAGGCGCUUCUUGGAGACAGCAACAACUACCCACUAGCCACGAUAUACGCCCAGGCCACGGGCAGCACUGGAGCCACGUUUGGUCUGCUUUUCAUUCUCUUGAUAGGCACCUUGUGCUGUUGCGUUGGGACUGUGCUUACCUGCUCUCGAAUUUAUUGGGCCUUGGCUCGUGACAAUGCCGUCCCAUUCUCGCCGCUCUUUGCGGAAGUCAACGAGAGCCUCAGCUGCCCGAUCUAUUCGACUCUGUUUGUGUCAGUAGUGGCCACGGGAUUGGGUGCGAUUCCUCUUGGCAGCCCGACCGCAUUUGUCAACCUAACCGGUUCCUUCAUUGUGUUGACAACACUAUCAUACGCGAUUCCAUUUGUGGCCAACAUGGUGACGGGAAGAAAGUAUUUCCCAGCAGGACCAUUCCAUCUCGGCAAGUUUGGAUAUGCCAUCAACGGCUUGGCGGUGCUUUUCAUUGCAUUCUUUGGAAUAUUCUUCUGUUUCCCAUACGCGUACCCGACUGAUGCGGAAACCAUGAAUUACAACUCGGUGAUCUUGGUCGGAGUUAUAGCACUCUCUGCCAUUUGGUGGGUGCUUCAUGCCAUCAGGAACUACCCGGGACCGAAGGUGAUGCAUUUGUAUAUUCACGACGACUCGGUGGCUGUAGAACAGACGGGUCUCUCAGAGAAGCCUCCUCGGUCUUGA